UGAAACGUGUCCGGGAACUCGCUGCUCUAUUUAUGUCCCCGUACGUUUCUUCUUCUCCUAUCCUUUUUAUUUAAAUAAUAAUAAGCACAAUAAAAAUAUCUCUGGCAGAAAUUCAGCUGCAAAUUUCAAGGAAUAACUUCGGCAGCUCGGCAUGUUAACUUUAUAUGCUUCAGCUGAAAUUAUUUGGGAUCGUCGGUAUAAAGCUCUCCUGGCCUUUGUGGUUUAAGAGGAAGGAAGAAAAAGAAGAAGAGUUUCAGAAAUGGGAGUUGAGGACUUGUUUUUUAACAAGUUGAUGGUUAGCAGCAAUAGCUGUUAUGGAGGAAGAGGAGGAGGGGGAGAAAUGAUCAAGGAGUGGAAGGACAUACCGGCGGAGUUGCUGUUGAGGAUUGUAUCUCUGCUGGAUGAUCGGACGGUUAUUGUGGCUUCUGGUGUUUGCACUGGCUGGAGAGAUGCCAUUUCUUGGGGUCUUACCGAACUUUCCCUUUCUUGGUGCAAAAAGAAGAUGAACCAGUUGGUAUUAUCACUAGUUUGCAAGUUCACAAACCUGAGGGUUCUGGUUCUUAGACAGGGUUUCCCUCAACUUCAAGAUAAUGCAGUUGAGGCCAUUUCAAACUGUUGUCAUGAAUUGCAGGACUUGGAUCUCAGCAAGAGCUUUAAGCUGACGGACCGCUCCCUAUAUGCUCUUGCCCAAGGUUGCCCUAACCUCACAAAGCUAAACAUAAGUGGGUGCUCGGCUUUCAGUGAUAGUGCCAUUGCAUACCUUUCUGAGCAUUGUAGGAAGCUUGAGGUCUUUAAUCUCUGUGGCUGUGUUAGGGGUGCUACUGAUAAAGCCCUCAAGGCAAUUGGGUAUUUCUGCAACCGGCUGCGGUCAGUGAACUUGGGGUGGUGUGAUGAGGUUAGCGACGAAGGCGUGAUGAGCCUGGCAUACGGUUGUCCUGACCUGAGGGCGCUCGACUUGUGUGGAUGUGUCCUAAUAACAGAUGAGAGUGUGAUUGCACUGGCAAAUAACUGCCCUCACCUCAGAUCACUCGGCCUCUACUACUGCCAGAACAUAACCGACAGGGCCAUGUACUCUCUCGCUCACAAGCACGAGAUUUGGCCAUCCAUGAAAAAGAAGAAGAGCAGCAGAAAGAACGCGGGCGAGGAGGGGCUUAUGAAUCUGAACAUCAGCCAGUGCACGGCCCUCACCCCGCCAGCAGUUCAGGCAGUUUGCGACUCCUCUCCUGCCCUCCACACCUGCCUGGGCCGUCAUUCCCUCAUCAUUAGCGGCUGUUUGAAUCUGACCUCUGUGCACUGUGCGUGUGCGGUCCAAGCACACCGAGCUCACACAGUGUUUCCUCAUACUGCUCAUUGAGUAUAACUUACUGAUUACUGGCAGGUUCCAAAGAAUGUUCAUGUGUAUAGCUGCUAGUCUCUUGUAGGAACGAACAACUUGAGUUUCCCGUGGUUGUGGACAUUAUGGUUAUGGUAAUAGACCUUUGAUACUAUUAAUUAAUUAUACAUUUUAUUAUUUUACAAAUGAUAAAAUAAUGCUACAUAUCUUUCUCUAUACAAAGGGAAGUGGAAUGGCUGCCACUUUUCCCGCCUAAAGUCACGGUUCCGGUCGGGUGACUCGGGUUCCAAGCUUCGAGUACUGGGAGAAACCAGUUCUAAUAUGGGUGCAAUUGACCGUAGGAUGCAAUUUGUCAGAUUUCUCAAUUGUUGUUUACUUAGUUCGAACUUUAAAUCAAAUUUGACUCACAUUUGUAAAAUCUUUUGUUCAGCAAUCCCAAUGUGAAAUGUACGAAGUUUUGUGGUUUAAA
This is a messenger RNA of Cuscuta europaea, 1802 nucleotides long. The record is from the annotation of a GenBank genome assembly. Lineage: Eukaryota; Viridiplantae; Streptophyta; Magnoliopsida; Solanales; Convolvulaceae.